GUGGACAAUGACGCUGCCGACUGCAGCAUCAGAGCUUCCUUUGCUGGUGUGCGCAAAGUGAAACGGGCAACAUGAUGCUCUCUGCACCUGCGGUUAUUUUCACAUUAACUUUAAUUUAUCCAAGUUACGGUCUCUACUUCCACAUAGGAGAAACGGAGAAGAAAUGUUUCAUUGAGGAAAUUCCAGACGAGACCAUGGUCAUUGGAAAGUACAGGACUCAGUUAUGGGACAAGCAGACGAGUUCCUUUCUCCGAUCCACCCCAGGGCUUGGGAUGCACGUUGAGAUCAAGGAUCCAGAUACAAAGAUUAUCCUCUCUCGUCAGUACGGGUCAGAUGGACGGUUCACCUUUACCUCCCACACUCCUGGAGAACAUCAGAUCUGUCUGCACUCCAACUCCACCAAGAUGGCUCUGUUUGCUGGAGGAAAACUGAGGGUGCAUCUAGAUAUUCAGGUCGGAGAACAUACCAACAACUACCCUGAGAUCGCAGCUAAGGACAAGCUGACUGAACUGCAGCUGCGAGUCCGACAACUCUUGGACCAAGUUGAACAAAUCCAGAAGGAACAAAACUACCAGAGGUAUCGGGAGGAGCGCUUCCGCAUGACGAGUGAGAGCACCAACCAGCGCGUCCUCUGGUGGUCCAUCGCUCAGACACUCAUCCUCAUCAUUACCGGCAUUUGGCAGAUGAAGCACCUUAAGAGUUUCUUUGAGGCCAAGAAGCUGGUGUAAUAACGGCGGCAUUAGGAGACGGCAUGAAUUGGAAUAGACUUAAACAGAAACAGAUCAAGAUGUGGUCUUCAUUACAGCUGAUAAUGGUACAAACGCAUUCGUAAGCAGUUGUCAAUGCUUUGAUUUUUACAUUACCAACACAGUAGCGCACCAUUCCAAUUGCAUUUUUGUUGUUUGUGUUUUCUUAAAAACACUGGAUCUCUUAUUUUUCUCCCUUUUUUUUUGCUGGAAAAAGCCAAGAGACGACAUUAAUGAACUGAACUGAUUCUUUGUGGUCUUGCACAAAUGGAUGACCGCCGCAAAAUAUAUGUGUGAAUGUUUAAGCUGUUACAGGUUAUAACCAAGUAGUUAGCUGAGAAUUUGGAGUGUGAACAUCUGUUUUAUAUCUGACUGGAUUUUGUUAUUGUUAGUGUUGCACAUAGAUGUGUCAUUCCUGACUGUCUGCUUUCAGCUGUGCUGUAUUCACUGGUCAAACACAUGCAAAUAAUAUACCGGCCUUUAUUACUUCAGCUGUAUAUAGUUUCUAGCUAAAAUUUGAUUUCCUGUAUAUUUGACUAAUUAGAUCUUAGAUACAGUUUGUGAUACUCUUAUGUUAAUAAACGGACCCUAUGUUGUAAAUAACAGAUUUAGCUCAGUGACUGUCCUGUUCAAUUUCUAAUGCCUUUUUCACUAAUUCAA
Sphaeramia orbicularis (orbiculate cardinalfish) is the source of this 1406-nucleotide messenger RNA. RefSeq names its product transmembrane p24 trafficking protein 4 (gene tmed4). Lineage: Eukaryota; Metazoa; Chordata; Actinopteri; Kurtiformes; Apogonidae. The record is from RefSeq and is a predicted model, not a curated record. The transcript is spliced from 5 exons. Bases 72 to 728 code for a protein of 218 amino acids.